Molecule: messenger RNA, 2330 nt
Organism: Aplysia californica (California sea hare)
Lineage: Eukaryota; Metazoa; Mollusca; Gastropoda; Aplysiida; Aplysiidae
Source: RefSeq, a predicted model, not a curated record
UGUGAUAUGUGCACAGGAUUUUCUCUUAAGUUAAUUAUAUCAGCCUAUAUAAAAGCUUGUGAUAUUCUAUAGCCUACACUACUGGCACUACCAACUUGUUGUUUUACGUAAAGUUUCAGGAUAUCAGUGUGAAACUAUGCCUGGAAGAGGACGAGGACGAGGGAGAGGAGGGAGAGGGUCUGGCCGUGGUCGCAGCAACUCAAGGGGAAGAGGAAGAGGCAGAGGUGGGUCUAGAUCUUGGAGAGGUGGAAGAGAAGGAGGUGCGAAUUCAGGAGGAAAUAGCAGAGAAACUGCCCCCACGCAACAGGUCUACGACAUAAACACUGACCCGCAGGCUUUAUUCACAGGAACAGCAACGACAGCGCAACACCUCGAAGCACAGCAAACGAACAGGACGCGUUAUGCAGCUGUGCUUGCUGUUCUCAUCAAGAGCAAAGUGCAAAUUACGCAAAAUGCCCGUAUUCGAGCACUGGCAAUGGCAUGGGCUAGGGGCGACACAGAACUCGCCAAGACACUUCUACAGCUGCGGUCACAGUUUGGCCUUGUUGAGGUUCUCAGAGCUAUCUCAAUGCUUGAUGCUGGUAGACAGAUGAGGGUGCUGGAAAAACGAAUGAAAUGUCUUCAGUUGUCUGGAAAUAAAGUCAGUCCUCAAAAGAUUGGGAAACUGAAGUCUGAUAUUGACAAUUUAAGAAGGAUAAAACCACCGAUUGGCACUGCAAGUGGCUCUGUCUGCAAGCAGGUUGCUGCCUGGGUGAGAGGAUUUACCUCCGAGGAGCUAGAGUUUUGUGCCAUUCACUUCCCGAAAGAUCCAUGGAAGAAGCUUGCUGAUAUUUGUCAUCUAAAUCCUACUAAGGAUUUCCCGUCUGCUUCUUGGUUUCUUCCCCACUGUUUCGGCACAGCAUCUCCUCCAGAUGGUUCUUCUCCGGCCCUGUGCCAGAACGUGACCUCAGAAAAUGUUAACAGUCUGGUCGGGGAAUGUGAGAUUCCUUACAGUGUUGUGAAACAGUACAAACAACAUCUGACUCCGGAGUCAAAAGAGAGGAUUGCUGAGAUGGAGAAGCUUGACACUGUUUUAUGGUAUUAUGAAGAUUUGUGCUGCCCUCAAGUAGAUGCAGUGUUACUGAAGAGACUGCGGGCAAAGGAUCCUGUCAACUUGCCCAAUGGGAAACUGUUAGAGCGACUCAUGACCAUUCUCCUGCUGAGACGGCCAGAGCUCAACCAAACUUACGGAAAUAGUCAAUACCAGGGAGAGCCGGAGGGAGAAGAUAAUUUCUUCAGUUUGUUGAUAGAAUUAGCAGAACCUCGACUAACAUCCAUCAGGCUGUCCUUAGAGUCUCCGGUCGUAGUGAUUGGAGAUGCCUCUUCCUCGAUGUGCGUUGCCAUUCGCACCAGCACAAUCAUUGCCAGCCUCCUCACAUCUAUCUGCUCGGCAGAGCUCGUCUUUUUCAAUUCAGAGAACAUAGAGGCACCGUUUGUCCCCAAGACUGUUGGAGAGAUGCUCCGGCUUGCUGUGACCAUGAAAGCUUGUGGGUCAACAUCCCCAGCUGCCUCUCUUUACCCAUACUACGAGGCCAAAAAGAAAGUGAACACGUUUAUCAUGGUCACUGACGAGGAGGAGAACACAAAUUCUCAUGGCUUUUUAUUUACGCAACUGUACAAGAAGUAUUGCGAGGAAGUGCACCCAGCGUAUCUUGUGUUUGUCUCGUUUCUACGGAGCCAGCACGCUCAAGGUCAGAUGAUAAAAAGUUUGGAGGCUGAAGGCUUCUCCCCCAAACAGCUCAGACUAGAGGGGUCACGACCUGACCUGACCAGGCUGGAUGACCUUUUCGCCCAAAUGUCAGCUGUGACAACGGCUUCUUUCCUGGAGGAGGUGGAGGGUGCGGAGAGCCAGGUGAAAACCGAUGGACUCAAGACUCUUUACGAUGGUAUUACAAAUGCUGGCAUGUUUUCCCAAGAUGAAGAGUGAAUCAGAGAAAAUGCUGGCUUGUUUUUGGCCAGAUGAAGAGGAAAUCACAGCUUUUGAUUGAUGGUUCAAAUUACUUGUACCGUGUUUCUUGAUCACAACAAUGGUGCACCCAUAGGAUUUUAUGACGGAGUUUGAGUUUGAAGUGCCCCUCACGCCGUACAAAGAGAGUGAUGGACAGCGUUUACUGCACACCCUACAGUCCACUGAUGCAUAGAUCUAGGUCUCGGUCUAGGGCUGGUCGGUUAAAAGUUGGAAUGUUGGGGGGACUUAAAUGUUUCUUUAUUGGUCCCUAGAAAUGUAUCUUUGAGAGAAGCUUUCUGACUGGUGUUCGAGUUUGAGUGACUGCGUGUAAUGUUUAGUUAGA